Molecule: messenger RNA, 4275 nt
Organism: Linum trigynum
Lineage: Eukaryota; Viridiplantae; Streptophyta; Magnoliopsida; Malpighiales; Linaceae
Source: the annotation of a GenBank genome assembly
CUGGGGAAAGCUCGUAUGGUAUAAAAGGGUAGAUGCUCGACCAUGAUUGAAGAGAAUAUUCAAUCGAUACCAAGCUCACAAGCUUGGAAUCCACCAAACUCAAACAAGUCGCAACUUGCACAAAACCAAAGGGUUUGUUUUUCGAUUAAUUAAAAGUCUUCCGUUUUUUACAACGAAAACUAGAAGGUAUUUAAAGGCAAAUAAACCUAAUAAAAACCUAAUGUACCUAGGAAACAAUUAAGGUAAAAAAAACUCUAAAAACAGUACAAAACUCGGCCACAAAUUUCCUUUCUUGACGCACAAGUAAUCUGCCAGCAAAAGAGUCAAAAGGCACCUUUCGUACUAACUUUAAUCCUUUCAAGGCCUUCCCGAACUCCAAUUCUUCAUCCAAUUAAUUUCCUUUGUUCACAAACAUAUCUAGUUUCAUGUUGUGGAAGCCUUUGGACUUGAAUCAGAUCCAUACUCCUCGAAUUAAGCUCCAAAGUAGGCUUCACAAAACAGUUUUCUGCCUUAGCCAUUUUCAGGCAGUUUUCCAGUUUUGAGGUAGCAACUUUGAGACAUUGGAAAACAACUUUAAUGACAUCUUAUGGAUCCAAAAAGCAUACCAUUGGAAACAUGGCAACUUUAUCUUUAAAACAUUCCCUUGACCUCCCAUUUCCAUUGAGCCAUUUGUGAGAUACAAGCUUCCAAAGUAGGCUACCUGAAACUGUUUCAACACUUAGCCAAAAAUCACAAUUCUUCAAGUGAGUUGAGAUGACUUCUUUGGCAAGCAAUUGUGAAUUGUGGAUUGAUACUAUUGGGAUCAUAUCAAUUCUGUUAGUUGAUAAAUUUAUUAUCUAGCUUUGUACCAGGAUUCUGUUCAUAGUGUUCUUUGGGUCGUUGUUAGCCGCUGAUGGUUGCCUAGGUGCUCUUUCUUCCUCUCUAUCCUCACUUUCAUUUUUUGGGUGGUAUCUUUCAGGUCACGAGCAUGUGUGGAGUAUGCAGAAAAAUCUGCACUACAUAUGCAUUCUAUGUGGACUGGUUUAUUAGUUGAUCUUCUAUUCGGAAACUUGAUUGGCUUAGUGCUCUUCUCUCAUGCAGAAUAUGUGUGCUUGUGGGUUUCGCUCUUCGCCAAGGCACUACAAAUGAGAUAUUGCGAUCUGGCUGUGUGUGGUUGAUGUAAGUACCAGCUGGCUUUAGGUUGAACAUAGAGCUAGCUGGAGUUCUCGGCAUGGUUUCCUUAAAUGCGAUACAAAAAAGGUCUACGCUCUGGGUCUUCAUCGGUUUCCUCAUCAUUUAUUUCAUCAAAGCACUUGCUCUGCUAGGAAUUCUUUUUGGGCUGACUAUACCUGCUGCUUUAGCUAUUGAUAUUGUUGUGUUGAGUUCUUCAAAUUGGAUUGGGAUAUUGUGGGGGUUGAUGUGGAGAACACUGUCCUGGAUUUCUUUACUACUGGGAGGAUGCCUAGGCAGGUAAACUCUACAGUCUUAUCUCUCAUUCCUAAGAUUCCUAUAGUUGAAAAGAUGAAGGAUUUUCGGCCUAUUUCUUGUUGCAAUGUUAUCUACAAGGGGAUUUCUAAGUUGCUCUUAUGUAGAUUGUCCUUGAUUUUGCCAAAAUUAAUCAUUAAAAGCCAAUAUGCCUUUGUCAAGGGUCGGUUAAUUAGUGACAAUAUCUUAAUGGCAACAGAACUAGUAAAAGAUUAUCAUAAGAAUAGAAUAUCCCCAAGAUGUGCACUUAAGAUAGAUCUGAUGAAAGCAUUUGACUCGGUUGAUUGGAGUUUCCUGUUUAAAGUGAUGACUGCUAUGGGUAUGCCUGCUGAGUUUGUGAAGUUGGUUGAGGCUUGUGUAACCUCUCCAAUGUUGAGUGUCUCCUUCAAUGGAGGUUUGUGUGGGUAUUUUGCAGCUGCUAAGGGAUUGAAGUAGGGGGAUCCACUCUCCCCCUGCCUUUUUACCAUAGCAAUGGAAGUUUUUUCUUGCCUGUUAACAAGGGCAGUCAAUAGUGGGCUUAUUCCGUUUCAUCCACGAUGUAAGAGCCUUGGAAUCACACAUAUUUGUUUUGCAGACGAUUUGUUAGUUUUUUCUAAUGGAUCGUCUUAAGCAAUUACUAGAAUUAAGCAGUUAUUGGAUCAGUUUUAUAUAGUCUCGGGUCUUAAAUGCAACCCACAGAAGUGUCAGCUAUUCUGUUCAGGGCUCUCUCAAGAUGAUAAGCAAGCUAUUUUUUAGCAAUCUGGGUUUCCAUUGGUGGUUCUUCCAGUCCGUUAUUUGGGCGUACCUCUCCUUUCUGGAAAACUAACAUCUGUUGAUUGUGAGUGUCUUGUGGCGCAGAUCAUUAAAAGAAUCCAAACCUGGCAGGAUCGUUCUUUGAGCUAUGCUGGAAAGCUGCAAUCGAUUGAUUCAGUGAUUACAAGUGUAUUCCAGUAUUGGAUGUCGAGUUUCUUGCUUCCUCUAAAGGUGCUUAAGAUGAUUGAGAAUGCUUGUAACAAAUUCUUGUUGGGUGUGGAUGGGGAUAGAAGGAAGAAAUCUCCUGUUGCUUGGUCACAGGUGGCUUUGACCAAAAAAGAGGGAGGUUUAGGUAUUCGAGACUUUAAAACCUGGAACAGAGCAUGUGUAAUUAGGCACUUAUGGAACAUAUUGGCAGAGGCUGAGUCUUUAUGGUUGCUUGGAUGAAUAAGUAUAAGAUCAAAGGGAGGGACCUAUGGUCCCUUUCUCCUUACUCUGUCAGUACGUGGGUUUGGAGGAAGAUUCUUAAGUGUCGAAGCUUGGCACAACAUCACAUUGCAGGAGUGGGUGACUCUUUGGAGUGGGAUGGUUGCUACUUGGCAAAGUACUCAGUUAAAAAGGUAUGGGAGUCCAUUCGAGCGCCUGCCCCUACUGUGUCAUGGUUUCAGACCUUGUGGCACAAGCCAGUUUAUCCAAAGCAUUGCAUUCUAGUAUGGCUGAUCAUAUUGGGUCGAAUAAGAACUAUAGAUAAGUUGGCAAACUGGGGUGUGGAAUGUGAUGAAAGUUGUGUUUUAUGUCCCUGGAGGCAAAGACAAUAGGGAGCACCUGUUUGGCUCCUGUUCGUAUGGAACAACAGUUUUGCAACAGCUGCUUAAAGGGGUUUGGUCAUUUCCAGGUUUCUUGAAUUGGCAGGGACACCUUACUUGGGCAGAAAACAACUGGUCUGCAGCUUCUGAUGCGGCAGCUGUUAGCAGGGUUCUCUGGUUGAUGGGAUUGAGUGGCAUAUGGAGAGAGCUCAUUGCGAGAUUCUAUGGAUCAGUAGCAGUCAACUCUCCGUUCCAAGUGGAGUCCAAAAUCAAGCAAGAAUUUCUAGUGGGAGUCAUAUAAAUUUCCAAUUGUUUUCUGAAGCUGCGAGUUGCACUUUCACGGGCUUCAAAUACAAUUUUGAUUAACCAUAAAAAAAAUUACACCAUGUAGUGAUUCUCGGGGAUUUGCAUCUCCAAGGGAAGUCGAUUUGCGUUCCAAGCAGGGGAAAGAUACUAUGACAUCAAGUCUUAUUGUCUCAGUUCUUCACAGCAACUAUUUGAGCAUAGGUAUUUGCCUUUCUUUGCGUUGGUCAAUUGAGUUUUCCUUUUUGGAAUUCAGGACCAUAGUCAUGAAUACGGCAUCCAGUCGAAUUAUACAGUCAUUAGUGGAUCGAUAGCCUGACCCUUUUUUGACAAACUUAUAAUCUUACAACUGCAGGAGAUUUGGUCUUGCCUCACUACGUGGAAGUUUUCUCUGAGGUUCUGGGUUUCUCACUACAUCAUCCUAUGGAGCUCUAACUGGUAAAAGGCGAGUAAACUCAUCAUGCGCCUUAAUCAGUCAGAUAUAUCUUACUUAACCAUGAAGUUCAUAGUUAUUAUUUAGUCCUUUUCCAUGUUCUCCUGGAUACACUCCAGACUGGACUCCAAACUCCAAUCAAUUUUGUCGUGGGUGUCCAUGCCAAGCAGAGAUUACUGGAUCCUCUGCUACUAUUCAGUGAUGGAAUGCUUGCCAGAAUAUUGGAGGACGCAAAGAUAGAUCGAUCACUUGGAUCUCUUCAUUCUUUUAGCUGCCAAGCACAAGAAGAGGGUGGAUCACUUGACCUCUUUACAUGCUUGUUGGUGCUUUUGCGGGAGAUUUUGCCAUUCCCAUUUUCUAUUUUUUGCGAGUUGGUUGUGGCCUAACAACAAUAGGAAUGUAAAUUUUGAUAUUGAUCCGUUAUACUUUGUUUGAUUGGUCUUCGACUUGAACUACCUCCCUAUUCAGGCAUGUUCACUUUCAUUUCCAUUUUUUGUUUUCAUUUCAGAAAUUCGGUAAUGAAAUAAAAAGAAAAAA